Molecule: messenger RNA, 900 nt
Organism: Strongylus vulgaris
Lineage: Eukaryota; Metazoa; Nematoda; Chromadorea; Rhabditida; Strongylidae
Source: the annotation of a GenBank genome assembly
AUGUCUAUUGUUGUCACUGGGCCUCCAUCACCUCCUUGGCAACCUGCUUUGAGCAGAAGUGAACAUCUCAGUAGCUUGAAUUUUGUGCAUUGUGGACAGCUCUUAUCUCAGGAUGUAAAUGCCCUCGGCGGGUUUGGGACGCGGACGACUUUAAAUGGACUGUUGGCCACUGUGUCUGGCUUGAAAUCACGGUACAACAAGCUAUAUAUUGUAACACCCUAUAAAGCCAAGUACAGGCCGAAAACAGCUGACUUUAUGAUCGGGCGUGUCACUAGUAUUCGGAGGGCUAUCUGGAAGUUGGACAUCAACUACAGAUUUCCCGCAAUAUUGCAUUUGAACAAUAUGAUCCUACCAAGCGGCGAGUUGAGACGUAAAAAUUUAGAUGACGAGAUUGCUAUGAGGGACUAUCUUACUGUAGGCGAUUUACUUAGCGCAGAGGUGCAACACGUUCGUAAUAAAGGAGAGGUAGAGCUACAUACAGGACAUGUAAGCGUUGCCAAAUGUGGACAGGGUAUCUUGUUGAGAGUGUGGCCAGAUUUGGUUAGGUCACAAAAAAAGCACAUAUGCGAGAUUUAUGGCAUUCAAAUAGUUAUCGCUGAUAACGGAUUCGUUUGGAUCUCGUCAAAGGCUAUGGCUGAGGCAAAAGGUGACUACGUUGAAGAUAUCACCUUGGCAAAGCGCCGUUCGAUACUGAGGAUUGCUGCUUGUGUGCGGCUAUUAGGCAAACGAUGGAUAAACAUCAGUGAAAAUACUAUUUUGUUUGCUUAUAAGCUAUCCUUAUCGUACAAAAUUAGGGAAAUAGCAUAUCCGGAUGUCUCACUUUCUCUAAUUUCUGAAUUGAGAAAUUGCGAGCACUCUGAAAGAGAAAACUGUCAGGGUUAUCACACUAGUGAAGCAUAA